Effrenium voratum is the source of this 2989-nucleotide messenger RNA. The record is from the annotation of a GenBank genome assembly. Lineage: Eukaryota; Dinophyceae; Suessiales; Symbiodiniaceae.
UGCUCAGAGUCAGAGGAGCGUACCGGGGCGUUUUGAAGUUCCCAUAGCCAUGGCCCUGGCGGCUAUGCAGUCCGUGGCAGCUUUGGUCCUCUGUGGCCUUACCCUGUGCUUCGCAGAGUGCCAGGGCGACUGUGAAGCGGAGGACACUGGGCUUGUGCAAAGGCCGAAAUACUACAACUACGGCUAUUACCACAAGGACUACUACCACAAAUACUACAGCAGGCGCCGUCGCCGGGAGCGGAAGAAGCCGAACAUCUUGAUCAUCAUCAUAGAUGACUUGGGCUUCAAUCAGGUUGGCUUUCGGGCCAAACCUGAGAAGAAUUACGACGUGAAGACCCCGAACAUCGACGCCCUGGCAGACGAGGGCAUCGUCAUGGAUCGCUUCUAUGCGACCCCGUGGUGCGCUCCCAGUCGCGGGGCGAUACAGUCAGGACGCCUGGAUGUGAUCAACCCCAACGUGCCCAACAACGUUUGGAACUUCGACCCGAACGCCACCUACAACGACAGCGCCGGCGAGGCGCAGUUCGCGCCCUACGUGGGCGGCAUACAGCCCGGCACCUUGACCAUGGGGAAGCGCUUUGCGGAGCUGGGCUACGUCACACACCUCAACGGCAAGUGGGGCAUCGGCGGUGCAUCCUUCUUGAACACGCCCAUGGGAAUGGGCUACUCCAGCUUUCUGGGCUGGUUCGGCGACAGCAUGGAGAGCUGCGACGGCGCGGAGCCCGGCUUCGCGGUGGGCGGCGCCGGGCCCUUCUUUGACGCCCUGCCGGGGUUUUGGCGCCAAGAUUCUCAGGCGAGUUUUAACGCCUCCUGGUGCUCCCUGUUGAAGAGCGCCCAAUUGACAGAGGAGGAGAUCUCCGUAGGCUGCAGGAGCUUCAAACAGGAGCUCGACGAUGUGGCAGACGAAAUGAUCCGCCGGCGCUCCCGGGAGAUCAUCACGCAGCACGACUACGAGAAGCCGCUCUUCUUGGUGCACGCCUUGCAGCUGAUGCAUUUGCCCAUGCAGUACCCGAAGCGCUUCGCGCCAACGGUGACCAAUGCCAGAGAACCCCUCAACGAAGACUUGCGCGCAGCGACCUAUGGCGCCCUCAAGUAUGUGGAUUGGGUCAUUGGGGACCUGAUCGAUGCUGUGAAAGAGCAAGACCAGUAUGACAACACUCUUGUCUUUCUCACAUCUGACAACGGCGGGGCCAUCUACGCAGGAACUGCCAACAACAACUUCCCGUUGCGAGGUGGCAAGUUCAACAACUUUGAUGGCGGACAGAGGGUGAAUGCCCUCUUCAGUGGUGGUUGGAUAGAAGGCGCAUUGAAUCACUACGACUUAAAGGCCUUUUACAGUGAGACGGUCAUGGCCAUGAAUGAUGUCCCGGAGACCUUGCUCCAGAUGGUCACCGGGAGGCCCUUCCCGGACGGUGGCAUGAGAAACAAGCCGGGACCAUUGUCUGGGAUCCCUUUGUGGGACAAGAUUCUACAGAAGCGCCAGGUGCCACGAAGGAUCACGUACUCAGAGACCAUGGAGAUCAAGGUGGGCCCGAACAUCGCUGACUUGCGAAAGAUCUGGUUCACCGAGAACAACACCAUCAUCGCGGAUGGCAACUGGUCCACAAACUUUCCAACCAAUAUUGAGUUCAUCCCAGAUCUCGCCUACCUCUACGUCCGUCCUUGUGGGGAGCCCUAUUGCCAUUUCGACUUGUACAGUGACUCCGGCGAGCAGAGCAACAUCAUUCUGUCCCCAGCACAAGAGCAGCGCAUGCGUCAGGACGUCUUUGAUGCCUGGAACGACAACAUCCUCGACAGCGCGCGCAUCAAGUCUUUGAACGGGAGCAACGGGUUGCCUUUUCAAGUGGCACUGUGGACCUACUACGGCAACUCAGGCCCCUUUGUGAACCUGGACGCAGAGCCGAUCUCGGUACCUGCCCAGUGUUGGUGCGACUGGAUUGAUGAUGGUGUGGCCCCGGAAGAGGUCACCCACAUGAUCAUCAACCUCUACCUUGGUAUACGAUGCACCAACACCAUCAAGGCGUUUGGGAUCGCAGGAGCACUUGCCUGUGAGCGUCCUUUGAGCCUAACUCAGGCGCCCAUCAAUUUCUCUCUUCAGGAGAAUAUGUGGAAGACGAUCGGCUAUGAGACCAGCAACUUCUCUUCUAUCCUGACCGCUCAGUGGAACGAGGGCCCUGUAGAGCUGCUGUUUCCCUUGCCCCUGCUGGAAUGGAACUUUGCGGCAAUCCACGGAUUGCAGAGCAUGAAUGCCCGCAGGGGCUUUGAGAAUUGGGCGAACAUCGAGAAGUACCCCUUCAACCUGGCCAUCCGCGACCGCUGCCCCCAGAUGGAGAUCUUCACGGCGCCCACGCCGCGCACCCAGGUCACCGACUGGUUCAUCUCCGCGGGCUUCUUCAACAACCCCACCGCCGGCGCGGGGGGCAACGGGAGGUUGGCCAUGGUCCUGGAGAAGCUGAACUUCACGUUGGACAACAAGGUCCGGGGCUGUUUCAUCGUGGGAGAGGACGCCAUGCAGUGCCCCAUCUUGGACAACAAGCCGCCGCUGGUGGAUCCCUUCGACGUGCCGAAUCGCACCUUCCAGGACUGCCUCGACAACUGCAUCCUGUGGGAUCCGGAUGCGUGAGGCUGUGAAGGGCUCGGGCUCGUGUUCGGUGAAGGAAGCAACGGUUGCAAGAAUCCUGGCAAUUUUUAUCAAUUGCUUGAUCCUGAACAAAGAUUUUGGGUUGCUCAGGCCUCAACACACUCAGGUUUUGUUUUGUUCAUGGUGGAGCUUUGGCUGUUGCAUUGAAUAUAUUUGUUGGUUGUGCCAAGUUUGUUUGCGUAGGGCGUAGUUGCACAUCUUUUGGGAGUUGAUAGACCAACUCGACCAGUGCUUGUGAUCAAAGACUCGCAAUGCCUGACAAUUAGCCGGAUUGGCUGUGAUUGCCAGACCGGUGUUGCCAAUUCAGUGUGAGGAAGCUCCUCAAUUUUCUGUCACCCAAAGCAUCGC